This is a messenger RNA of Microtus ochrogaster (prairie vole), 1435 nucleotides long. It is a transcript of the gene Rab13, whose product is annotated as RAB13, member RAS oncogene family. The transcript is spliced from 9 exons. Gene Ontology annotation, molecular function: GTPase activity; GTP binding. Lineage: Eukaryota; Metazoa; Chordata; Mammalia; Rodentia; Cricetidae. The coding region runs from base 278 to 991 and encodes 237 amino acids. The record is from RefSeq and is a predicted model, not a curated record.
AAGACGGCUAGCCAAAGACAGCGGGAAGGUCUAUGGAGACGGUCUCGCCGAGGCUGGAGAAGCAGCGCCCGGACCACGGGAACUGGACAGGCCUCUCCACUGGCGAAGAGGGGUGGAGCCCCGAGCAGGGCCGCCUCUCUUCUUUCCCGGGGCCUGGGCGGAGAGGGAGGAAAACUUCCUGGCUGGGACUCUGGCGGUUUUUGCCUGCCAGCUCUCCGAUCCCGCCUACCAGUAUUGGCUCUUAUCGACCCCUCCCCCGGCGCCCCCAGAGUCCGCCAUGGCCAAAGCCUACGACCACCUCUUCAAAUUACUGCUGAUCGGGGACUCGGGAGUGGGCAAGACCUGUCUGAUUAUUCGCUUUGCAGAGGACAACUUCAACAGCACUUACAUCUCCACCAUCGGAAUUGAUUUCAAGAUCCGAACUGUGGAAAUUGAGGGGAAGAGGAUCAAACUGCAAGUCUGCCCCACCCCCAGUGCUGCAAAAGCUAAGCUCUUAGGAAAAGACUUUCCCUCCCGCUUGGAGCUUCUUGCUUCCAUUUCACUCUGUGAAAACUUCUGCUUCAGGGACACGGCUGGCCAAGAACGAUUCAAGACAAUAACUACAGCCUAUUACCGAGGCGCCAUGGGUAUUAUCCUAGUAUAUGACAUCACAGAUGAAAAAUCCUUCGAGAAUAUUCAGAACUGGAUGAAAAGCAUCAAAGAGAAUGCUUCUGCUGGCGUGGAGCGUCUUCUGCUGGGGAACAAGUGUGACAUGGAGGCCAAGAGGAAGGUGCAGAAAGAGCAGGCAGACAAGUUGGCUCGAGAGCAUGGAAUUCGAUUUUUUGAGACAAGUGCCAAAUCCAGUAUGAAUGUGGAUGAGGCUUUCAAUUCCCUGGCACGUGACAUCUUGCUCAAGUCGGGAGGCCGGAGAUCGGGAAACAACGGCAAGCCCUCCAGCACUGACCUGAAACCAUCUGACAAGAAAAACACCAACAAGUGCUCCCUGGGCUGAAGGACAGUCCUUGCCUCCUCCCCACAGUGCUCCCUGGGCUGAGGGACAGUCCUUGCCUCCUUGCACUGAACCUGGAGGCUAGACCUGAGAGAGGUGGGCUGUGGGGUUGGCUGCACAGGGGAGAAACCUGUGAGACCUAGAGGGGCAGAUGAACUGGUGAUCAGGAGAACGAGGAUGAAGAAAAGGAAGAAAGGGGCAGGGGAGAGGAGGGGAAAGGAAUCAAGGAUGGGAAAGGUGAAAAGGGUUUGAGAAGAGGAAAGGAAGAAUAAUGGUCUCAGGUCCUGGACUGUCCUUGGGUUCAAAGUCAAACAUUAAUGUAAAUAUGUUGAUUUCUCCAUUACUGGUUCAGGUUCAGGGCCCAGAGAGGCCGGCUCAGCACUGCUCUGGAGGUCACUCGCUCAUGCAUGGUCUUUGUUGGUAUUAAAGGCCACUGUUUUACACGGA